AUGCCAUGCGGAUCAUACUGCCUGUAUAACCAGCAGUUUAUUAAAUGUAGAAGCAAUUGGACAGCAUAUAUUCUCGGAGUGGUCAUUGCAGCAAUACUGGCACUUGUCAUUAUAUUAACAUUCUUAUGCUGCUUCAACAACUCAUUUUACACCACAUCUAUACAAGUGGGUGCUUGGUUGCUGACAAGAUCAGACAAAAGAAGAGCAUUUCAAGUAAAGAGGCACAACAAAAUAACUGGGAGGAAUGAUCAAGUUAAGUUCAGGGAAUUUAGCGUCCCAAACAAUGAUCUAAUGAACAAAAUUAUAGACACAAGACUGGCACUAAGAAAGGAUGUCAACGGUGAUGAGCCAUUGUAUGGAGACAUCAUUUACAAGGAAAGGAAUGAAGGCGAAACAAACAUGAAUUAUGAACCAAAGAAUUUACUGAAGCCAAGAACAAAACCAUCAUUGCCAGAAUUGCCGCCAAGAACAAACUCGAGUCAGUCGAGAUGUGUCUAUUACACAGGUCAUGAUGCUAAUAUGUACCUUCUUGCAUGUUUAUUUAUUGUAUGCCUGUCAGGCACACUAACACAUGCAUGUGAUAAGGUUUUGUAUCUUUCUAGCAAAGGGACAGUAUGUGUGAAAGAUAAAUGCCAGCCAAUAGACACAUACAUGACCACUAUAACACAAGGUCAGGUAAUAUGUUUCAAUGAUAUUAACGGAGACAUGCUAAAACUCAGAAUCAAAAAAGGGACCCAUAUUUCAAGGUACACCAAGCUAUACAAGACUUGCUCUUAUAAUGUAACGACAACAAGGUGGUAUAAUUGCAAAGGCAGUGGCGCAUGUUGGGAAGGAAAUAGAUGCACUGUUAAUUACGAACUAAACACACUGAGUAGGGUUACAAAAGAGCCGCAUGGAUAUGGGUGCCAAAUAGACUCAUUGGGCUGUGAUGUGUACUGCCAUUACACAUCGAGAUGUGUAUGGUAUAGAUGGCAGGUCAAUCCUGACUACAGCAACUGUGGAUUAGUUUAUGCUAAAUCUUCUGAGCUGUGGAUUGUGGAAAUAGAAACAACUUACAGAGGAAUCAAGAAGGUUGUUACCUUAAACAGCAACACUCCUUUUGUAAAUAUGGAGACUAUGAUGCCUUCAACUGCCUUGAACAUACCACUAGUGAUAAAUACCUUUACAUAUGAAAGGCCAGCUUCUCGUCCAACCAUGUUAUCAUACAAGGGGAAAUAUUAUGGGGUAGUAGCUAGUGCACUAAACAUGCCUCAAGAGAACAUAAUUGGUGAUUUACAGAUAUCACUUGACACUGCUCAGAGUAUUGUAUUUAGUGAAGUCCACCUCCCCUGUUCCACAGCAGGUUGCAUAGUGUCAUGCACAACUAAGGAGCCAGCAUUAAACAGGCUCACAUCCAACUCUCCAUAUUUACUGUCUAAGGAUGACUUCAGAACUGUGGUGUCUGAAAGUGAGAACUGGGUGAGUAGGAACGAAGAUGUCACAGGGACAGUAACAAUAUCGUUUGGAAGUGUGCAGCUUAAGGAACUAGUUGUUAUUGAUGCAAAAUGCAGAAUCAACAUCAUAAUGACAUCUGCCUGUGAUGGAUGUUUAGAUAAGCCUUUUGCCGUGAUGUCCUCAGAUAAGAUGACUACAGAUGGUGCAGUGGAGUACAUAUCAAACUGCACCUGGGAUGUGCCAUUCUUUCAAUGUUCCAAUGAACCUUACAUAGCCAAGCAACUUUCAUCAAACAAGAAUUGUAGAGUUGAAAUACCAAAGCUUAACCAAACCUUAGAUUUUGAUUUUGAAUACAUCUUCCGAGGAGAAAUUAGCAGCAUGAGGAGUAUACAAUCAGAAAGUUUCGCUGAUAUAGCAGCAAAUAUUGGAACUGACCCAAAUUUCUGGGGUUCACUGGUGAGUUCCUUAACUAUGAUGCUUAGUCUUACUACAAUAGGAACUAUGCUUAUUAAGUUAGGUAGGUUAGGUGUUUUAUCUAUUGCAAAAGAGAGUCAGAAAAGGCCUGACCUGGUUAUAAUUCCUAGGCUCUUUAGUUUUAUGACUUAG
This is a messenger RNA of Pieris macdunnoughi, 2040 nucleotides long. NCBI's taxonomy places the organism in Eukaryota, Metazoa, Arthropoda, Insecta, Lepidoptera, Pieridae. The record is from the annotation of a GenBank genome assembly.